Sceloporus undulatus (fence lizard) is the source of this 4176-nucleotide messenger RNA. RefSeq names its product transmembrane 9 superfamily member 1 (gene TM9SF1). The record is from RefSeq and is a predicted model, not a curated record. Gene Ontology annotation, cellular component: membrane. NCBI's taxonomy places the organism in Eukaryota, Metazoa, Chordata, Lepidosauria, Squamata, Phrynosomatidae. The transcript is spliced from 10 exons. The coding region runs from base 61 to 2562 and encodes 833 amino acids. Gene Ontology annotation, biological process: protein localization to membrane; vacuolar transport.
AGGAGGAGGAGGGUGGGUGAAGCCGGAAGAGGAAACCCAGUGAACUCCCAACCAGGCGAAAUGAGUGGUUUGGGGAAGCUUUUCGGGAAGGGUAAGAAGGCCAAAGCGCCCACCCCGCAGGAGGCCAUCCAGAAGCUGCGGGAGACAGAAGAGGUGCUUGUCAAGAAACAAGAAUUCCUGGAGCAAAAGAUCCAGCAGGAGCUACAGUCGGCCAAGAAACAUGGGACCAAAAACAAAAGAGCCGCUCUGCAGGCCCUCAAGAGGAAGAAGCGCUACGAACAGCAACUGGGGCAGAUUGACGGCACCCUCUCCACUAUUGAGUUCCAACGGGAAGCCCUGGAAAAUGCCACCACCAACACCGAAGUGCUCAAGACCAUGUCAGAUGCUGCCCGGGCCAUGAAGGAGGCUCACCAACACAUGGACAUUGACAAGGUGGAUGACUUGAUGGCUGAAAUUACAGAACAGCAGGAUAUUGCCCAGCAGAUUUCUGAUGCCAUCUCGAAACCCGUUGGCUUUGGAGACGACGUUGAUGAGGAUGAACUGCUCGCAGAGCUGGAGGAGAUGGAACAGGAAGACCUGGACAAGGAGCUGUUGAAUGUCGGGGAACCCACCCCAGAACUUCCCAGUGUGCCUGCCUCUCGCAUUCCUAGUGUACCAGCCUCCAAAAUGCCAGCAGGUGCUCUGGAGGACGACGACGAUGAAGACAUGAAGCAACUUGCCGCCUGGGUCUCCCCAGAUCCCAUCCCUCCCUUAUCCCCAAGCCACCCCAUAAUGGCCCAUUACCCAUCCCUUGUGCUCCUCUUCUCACUCCUUUUCCUGUUCUCUGUGGCCUCUUCGGAGGGUCACUACAAGCAAGGGGAUGCAGUGAUGCUUUACGUCAACAAAGUUGGACCUUACCACAACCCCCAGGAGACCUACCAUUACUACCAACUUCCUGUGUGCUCCCCAGCCAACAUUCGCCACAAAAGCCUUACUUUGGGGGAAGUGCUGGAUGGAGACCGCAUGGCCGAGUCCAUGUACGAGAUCCGCUUCCGCGAGAACGUCGAAAAGAAGAUCCUCUGUGAAAUGAAGCUUUCAUCUGAGGAGGUGGAACGCCUCCGCCAAGCUAUUGAAGAGCUCUACUACUUUGAAUUUGUGGUGGAUGACUUGCCCCUCCGUGGCUUUGUGGGUUACAUGGAGGAGAGUGGCUUCUUGCCCCACAGCCACAAGAUUGGGCUUUGGACCCACCUGGACUUCCAUCUGGAAUGGAAUGGAGACCGCAUAAUCUAUGCCAAUGUCAGUGUUCGCAAUGUCAAGCCCACCAGUCUGGAUGAUGUCCGGAACAGCCUCCCCAUCACACACACCUACAGUGUACGCUGGUCUGAGACCACCUCAGAACGACGAGGCGAACGCCGGGGGAGCCGGGGUGGGGAUGAUGGCUUUUUUCCACGGACCUUGGAGAUCCAUUGGUUGUCCAUCAUCAAUUCCAUGGUGUUGGUGUUCCUUCUAGUGGGCUUUGUGGUUGUCAUCCUCAUGCGGGUCCUUAAGAAUGACCUGGCUCGCUACAACCUGGAUGAGGAGGCCUCCUCUUCAUCUUCGGGUGAUGACUUUGACCAAGGGGAUAAUGGGUGGAAGAUCAUCCACACAGACGUCUUCCGAUUCCCACCUUGCCGUAGCCUUCUCUGUGCUGUGCUUGGCGUGGGCAGCCAAUUCUUGGCCUUGGGCACAGGCAUCAUUGUGAUGGCACUCUUGGGCAUGUUCAAUGUCCACCGGCAUGGCGCCAUCAACUCAGCUGCCAUCCUCCUCUAUGCCCUCACCUGCUGCAUCUCUGGCUAUGUCUCCAGCAACUUCUAUCGCCAGAUUGGAGGAGAGCGUUGGGUCUGGAAUAUUCUUCUCACUACAAGCCUUUUCUCUGCUCCUUUUUUCCUGACCUGGAGUGUGGUCAACUCGGUGCACUGGGCCAAUGGGUCGACACAGGCGCUUCCAGCCACCACCAUCCUCCUCCUGCUCACGGUUUGGCUGCUAGUGGGCUUUCCCCUGACCGUCAUCGGAGGCAUCUUUGGGAAGAACCGGGCUGGCCCCUUUGACGCACCCUGUCGCACCAAGAACAUUGCAAGAGAGAUCCCACCCCAGCCCUGGUACAAGUCCACACUGGUGCACAUGACCAUCGGAGGAUUCCUGCCCUUCAGUGCCAUUUCUGUGGAGCUGUACUAUAUCUUUGCCACUGUCUGGGGCCGAGAGCAGUAUACACUCUACGGGAUCCUCUUCUUCGUUUUUGCCAUCCUGUUGAGCGUUGGGGCUUGCAUUUCCAUUGCUCUCACCUACUUCCAGCUCUCGGGUGAGGACUACCGCUGGUGGUGGCGCUCCGUCCUGAGCACCGGCUCCACGGGCCUCUUCAUCUUUCUCUACUCCGUCUUCUACUAUUCACGGCGCUCUAACAUGUCCGGCGCGGUCCAGACAGUGGAAUUCUUUGGCUACUCCCUCCUCACGGGCUACGUCUUCUUCCUGAUGCUGGGGACCAUCUCGUUCUUUGCCUCCCUGAAGUUCAUCCGCUACAUCUAUGUCAACCUCAAGAUGGACUAAGUUUUUGCUCUCGUUGUCUAGGGCUGUGAUCAAGCUCUGUUUCCCAUUGCUAGGAUGGGUAGGGCUCAAAGUGGUACCUUCCAUUGCAGAGUUCUCUGCAGAUUGGCUAGCCUGGCAAGGCUAGAAGCUCUCUUUCCAUGGGCUGGGAUCUCAACUGAAAACCUUGGCUAUCUAUGACCUGUCCUUUUAUUGGCUAGAAUUGUUUGAGAGUUUCCUUGGUCACUACAGUGGCAACUUUUUUGAUUGACGGGAAGAGGAAGGAAGCAGCACCCCAAAUUUCUCCUCACUUGUUGGUCAGGAAAAGUAGCCAAUCAGUGAACCCUAAAAAUCUGGCUAGAUACUAAAUACUGCUGUGGAUUCCUGAUCUUUUAUUUUUAUUUUUGUGUUGGUCAAAAACAGCAGUUUUUGCACUGGGGUGGGAGUAGUUGCCUACUGAUUUUUCACUGCCUGAAACAUGACCAGUUGGUGGACUCCUCUUUCUAUCAGCUGUGCAAUCCAAUCCAGUCAAAUCAACAGAAGCCAAGCAAAGUUAAUCAGAGAUCUCUGCCUCUUCCAAGGCGAGUUUGGCUCUUGUUGCUGACCAGCUGGGAACUGUGAAGACAUUUAUUGUUAUUUUAUUUUUGUCCACUAUGAUUAGAUUCCUUCAGAGCUCUUAUGCAAUUGAAUGACAGGUCCCAGCCAAUCAUACUAUUAUUUUUAAACGAUGCCAUCUGAAUUAUAAAUGGACCGGCAGGGCCGGCCUCACAGAUGAUAAUUGGUACAACAGCAGGCACUACCCUUGCCGUUUCUGCUCUCCAGCCUUCUGGAUCUGGAAGAGGAUUUUCCAGCCGAGAUGGCCUUUAACCUUCCCCGCAAACCUGGCACCCCCUCCAGAUAUGGUGGGCUACAUCUCCCAUCACCCAUGGCCUUUGUGGCUGUCUGCAGUAGAAUAAAAGUUGUCGUCUAACAUACCUGGAGGGUGUGAGGCGAGAGAAGGGGUGGACCGCCUCAUGCGGCCCUCUUUGGACUACAGCUGCCAUCAUUCCCCACCUUGGACUAGGGCCACUGGGAGCUGCAGUCCCAAUGACAUCUGGAGAGUCACAUGAUCCCCACUCCGGUAGAGGUUAAAACUAGAUCCUUCCACUGUUGGAGGGAUUAUGGGCUUUUUUGGGAGGAGGGGGCAGAGUACCUAUAUAAAUAUAUAUUUUUGGUGGAUCUUUCCUUGCAGUUUUUGAGGAUCCUCUUCUUUGCAUGCUGGAGGGAGAAGAGUGGGGCAUAGUAGGCUCACUUUUCCACGGAGCCUGGUAGCUGGCUGUCAUAAUACAUGAAGCAGUCCCUUUUCCAGCUCCCUUGCUCCCUGAAUUUCCAGUUUAUUUCCUUCCUUUAUGUGCCCAUGGUGCCUGGUGCUGUUAAAAGUACAGUUGGGUGAGAAGCUGUUUCUUUCCCUUUCCACCUGGGUGAAGAAAAUGCCUAUAGUUAUAUAUUGAAAAUAUAUAUAUAAGGAGUUAUGUAUAUUAGCAAGGAUUUGACGUUGGGUUAUUUUUUAAUUUGAUGGUUUGUUUUAUUUCAUUUCUGUUCCAACAGUUUCUUUUUACAGAUCUUGGAAAUAAACUUUAUUAAUAAAAAAACCUAAAA